AUGGCGCUCGAGCUGGCCAAGACCGCGGAGGAAUCCAUCGGUGACUUCUUUGCACACGACGACGCGCUCUCACGCCUGGACCAACUGCACUGCCGCACGCUUGAAGCCGUGGAGAAGCUGCUCCAGGUUCCGCGACCGCAGGAGUUCACGCACAAUGUACUGGACCUUGCAGUGCAGAAGAUUGCAGAGAAAUUAGCCUGGAAGCUCCUGACCGAAGCUCACGCGAGCCCGAACAGCGUGGGCGUCCCGGCGCUCCUCGAUCUUUGCAUCGCGGGGGUGACCAAGAAGUUCCUUAUCAAUAGUACGCCGUAUAAGGUGCUGGAAGAUUUGAUGGAGGGACAGACUAUCAGUGCGUGCGAGAAGAUAUGGGAGCUACUGGAAACCCGCAAGGACAAACUCACGACGCCGGAUUUCAUCGCUGAGAAGGGCCGCACAACAAAGGCGUCACUAUGCUUGCUCCGGAUGUGCAACGCUUUGCUACGUCGCUUGUCGAAGACGCAUAACAGCGUGUUUUGCGGCAAGAUUCUGAUCUUCUUGUCGUUCACGUUCGCUCUGUCUGAGCGCUCGGCGGUCAAUCUCACGGGCAAAGCGAACGUGACGAACGUGACUGUCUACGAAGAUGAAGAGGCGUUUGAGUUGGCUGAAGCUUCCGAUGCUGCAAAGGUUUCGGAGGGUGCCGCGCUUUCACUGGAGAUUGAUACCAGCAAUUCUAGCGUCGAAGCUGGUCCUAUGGACUACAAGCUCUAUCGUACCUUUUGGGAUCUGCAGAGCUUCUUUCGCGAACACCAGAUGGUCGUCCAGUCAUCGGAGAACUGGGAGAAAUUUUUCACUGAAUUGGACGUAGUACUAGAAGCAUUUGAAGGCAACUCAUUCUCGCCAGAUGAUCUGGAGCGCUCACGAGACUCAAGUGGUGGUCUCAUCUGCUCAGCAGAUGUAGCAGGUCUCGGGUCAGCUAACGACUCCAUCAAGGUUGCAGCAGAGCAGCGUUCGCAAGAACAUUUCUUUCAGCCCAAGUACCUGACCAACAGCCGUCUUUUCAGACUGCAGCUCCGUGACCCCAUCUUGCGCGAGUGCAUGCUGACGCAGUUUCUUAUCCUUUUCAACGACCUCGCCAGGGCAAAGCCCCCUGCUGGUAGUACUACGCCAAAGACGAAGUUGGCUGCUUUGACUGAGCGUGUAGUUGCCUUGUUGAAGCAAACGCCAUUGGAUGGAAAAGGUUAUAGCGAGAUGGUAUCUUACGUUCUUGAGCGAGAGCGUAAUUGGGUCAAAUGGAAGCAGGAAAAGUGUCCGGGAUACGAAAAGUAUCCUUCUGUGACGGAGGACGAGUGUUUGGAGGCUCUCGAGCCAGCGGCGAAGCGUACCCGUCGGCAUUUGACCUCGCCGUUGUUGGAGCAGAUUUUGUCAGAGAGCUCGAAGCCAUCGCAGAUCUUGGAGACACUCAAAGGCAAAGAGCGAGCCUCUGAGGUUUCCAUAGCCACGUACACGAACUUGUUCGAAGAAGCUUGGAACCCUGAAAACGGCAUCGAAGAGCAGUACUGGCCAGACAAAGAGGAGAUGGUGUGUUGGCGAACGAUGCGCGCUGCAAUGAAGACAAACGUGGAUUGUUUGGACUUGGCGGUACAGGGUACGGGUUCGCUUGUCAAGGGUAUUCUUGACAUAGGUACCGCCGCGGCGAGCGAAGAAUCUACCGUUGCUUCAACGAUCAAGCCUGGAUGCGUGGAAACCAGUUUUGCGAAGGAAGGGGAUCACGGAGAAAAAGAGUUUGACCAUGGAGCGUCCAAAGAUAGAUCGUCCAGUACUAAGAAGCGAGGACGAAGCGACUCUUUUGAGGGUGCACAAAUUGAUGGUGUACCACCAGUGAAGCGCGAGCGUAUGGCACGCGAUCGCCGUGACGACGAUAUCGAGGAUGGCGAAGAGGCGUCAGCAAUAUAA
Molecule: messenger RNA, 1932 nt
Organism: Peronospora matthiolae
Lineage: Eukaryota; Oomycota; Peronosporomycetes; Peronosporales; Peronosporaceae
Source: the annotation of a GenBank genome assembly